CAUUAAUAAGAACGAAUAACGAGUUAAAGUUUAAGCGCUAUGUGGGCUGUAAUGAUCCACUAUUUUCGGCAUUAGAUGUUUUCGAAGCAACACAGUUUCCUUUACGUGGUAGAAGGCUUGAUGGCGGGGUUUAGUACGCGUUGUAAUUCCUAAUUGAGAAGAAAUAUUUGUCGGCAUACGGCAGGAAACACGAGGAGUCACCGUGUAAAAGGUUGAGUGCAUUUCCGUGACACGAAGUAUCGACGACAGUUCGUGUUGUUUUUGAGCUUCACUGACAAGUAAUCCGCUGGAAAAAUACUACAAAACGAACACACUUUUUCACGUGUUGACAACAAAGUUGAAUAUUCUUCUCACUCGAAAGCGAAGACGUCGAUCGCCUUAGUUUUGGACCUUUGUCCUACGUGAAAAGUUUUAUUUCAUUUUGUUAUUUCCCUGUCUGUGAAAAUGGUAGACGUCGAUCCAGACACACUGCUAGAAUGGCUAAGUAUGGGACAGGGCGACGAACGAGACAUGCAGUUGAUCGCGUUGGAACAACUAUGUAUGUUACUUCUGAUGUCGGACAACAUCGACCGGUGUUUUGAGAGCUGUCCACCACGAACAUUUCUACCAGCUCUGUGUCGUAUCUUCUUGGAUGAGUGCGCACCAGAAAAUGUACUGGAAGUAACUGCAAGAGCUAUCACUUACUACCUUGAUGUGUCAGCAGAAUGCACCAGACGGAUUGUUGCGGUGGAAGGAGCAAUUAAGGCCCUCUGUAGCCGACUUGUUGUAGUUGAUUUAUCAUCAAGGACUAGCAAAGAUCUGGGAGAACAGUGUGUCAAAGUUCUGGAACUUAUAUGUACUCGAGAAGCUGGAGCUGUGUUUGAGGCAGGGGGUCUCCAGUGUUCACUGACAUUUAUUGGCGAGUUUGGGAGUUCUGUGCACAAGGACACUCUACAUUCAGCCAUGAAUGUAGUGUCCAGGUUAUGCGGAAGGAUGGAGCCACAAGAUUCUAACUUGGAAACUUGUGUCAAGUCGCUUUCAACUUUACUGAAACAUGAAGACCCAUAUGUAUCUGAUGGUGCUCUCCGGUGCUUUGCAUCCCUUGCUGAUCGGUUUACACGCCGCGGUGUUGAUCCAGCUCCAUUAGCUGAACAUGGUUUGACCAGUGAGUUGUUAGACAGGCUAGCAAGUGCUGCAGUUGCUGCUGGUGACAAAACAGGAGGCAAUGGAGCCACCCCUGACUCCAAGAGCAAUAGCACAUCAGUUUCCACCAUUGUCAGUUUGUUAUCAACACUGUGCAGGGGAUCACCAAGUGUUACUCACGAUUUAUUAAGAGCAGGACUGCCAGACGCUAUUCAAAAAGCCCUACAAGGUGAUGAAAGAUGUGUUCUGGACACCAUGCGACUGGUGGAUCUCCUGCUGGUUCUGUUGUUUGAGGGACGAUGUGCAUUGCCCAAGUCCUGUGUCAGUAUUCCCAAGGGAGGGAUUGCCAGUCUACGAAGGUUUGACAGGUCACAUGAGAAUUCACACAGACAGCUUAUUGAUUGCAUCAGAAGUAAGGACACAGAUGCAGUCAUAGAUGCUAUUGAAAAUGCAGGUGGAUUUGAGGUGAACUUUAUGGAUGAUGUUGGACAGACACUUCUCAACUGGGCCUCAGCAUUUGGAACAUUAGAGAUGGUGGAAUAUCUUUGUGAGCGAGGAGCAGAUGUCAAUAGAGGUCAGAGGUCAUCAUCUCUACAUUACGCUGCUUGCUUUGGUAGACCUGCUGUUGCAAAGACUCUGCUAAGGCAUGGUGCUAAUCCUGACCUAAGAGAUGAAGAUGGUAAAACUCCAAUGGAUAAAGCGAGAGAGCGAAAUGACGAAGGCCACAGGGAAGUUGUACAUAUUCUACAAUCACCAGGUGAAUGGAUGGUUCCUGUGGGAAGUAGUUCCACUCCUUCCCCUGCACCGGAACAACCAACAGCCAGUCAAGAACCCGCCAGUGCUGAGGAGGAAGAGAAGAAAGAAGAACCAGAAGAAGUGAAAGGUGAUCCAGAAAUGGCGCCGGUCUACCUUAAAAACCUCCUGCCAUUGUUUGCUAAAAACUACAAGGAGACAAUGAUGCCCAGUAUUAGGAAGGCAACUUUAGCUUUGAUGCGAAAAAUGAUCCAUUAUGCAUCACAAGCUCAGCUGGAAGAGCUGUCACAAAAUUCAACAUUUGCCUCAGUUAUUGUGGAAGUAUUGUCAGUGGUCUUGGAUCAUGAGGAUGACGAUGAUGGCCAUUUGACAGGUCUGCAGAUCAUAGAGGAUUUGUUAGAGAAGUGCCAGGAAACAUACAUCAGCCACUUGGCUCGUCUGGGAGUCAUCAGCCACGUGACCGAGCUGGCGGGACCAAUGCAGGAGGUGGAAACAGUGCAAGAGGAACCAGCAGUGAAAGAAAAUGAAGAGGAGACUGAGAAAAAGGGUGAGGAUACAGUUCAAGAAGAUGCCAGCGACGUUGAACAAGGCAAGCCCUAUCAUUGGCACGACUGGUGUAUUGUGCGCAGCCGCGAUUGUCUCUAUCUUUGGAAUGAGUCAUGUGCGUUGGAGCUUUCUAAUGGCAGUAAUGGCUGGUUCCGCUUUAUUUUGGAUGGAAAACUUGCAACGAUGUAUUCAAGCGGAAGUCCAGAAGGAGGAUCGGACUCAUCUGAGAGCAGAGGAGAAUUCCUUGAAAAACUUCAGAGAGCCCGAGGCCAGGUGAAGCUCGGGACACCAAGCCAGCCACUUCUGUCUUCACCAAGCUCCACUCGACUCUCUGUGGGUAACUGGUCGCUGACGUGCACGAAAGACAAAGAAGUAUCUGUACACAAUGCCGAUGGACAACAAGCGACUAUACUCCGUGAAGAUCUUGCUGGCUUUGUUUUUGAGUCAAACAGAGGCACAAAACACACCUUCAAUGCCGAGACCUCCUUGGGGCCUGAGUUCGCUGCUGGUUGGAUGGGAAAGAGAGGGAAGCGGUUUGUGUCGAAGGUCGAGGCUCAGAAGCUGAAGAUCAGGAAUUUGGCAGCUGAGAUUCAGGAGAAAUAUCUCCUGGCUGCUCAAGCCACACCUCGUGAAGUUGUGGCCAAGUUACAGGAAAUUGUCUCGCAGCUGCAUUCAGCGUGUUUAUCGCAAGAAAAUCUUACCAAGGGAGGGGAUGGGAAAGAAUCUUGGAGAGAAGAAAUGUUUACUGCGCUGAAAGGCCUUCUGCAAGUGCUACAAGAUGACGCCACUGUUUCAUCGUACGAGCUACAAUCAACAGGACUGGUCACAGCCCUUCUACGCUGUCUUCACCAGAAUGGUAAAACUGUGCCCUCCGACAACGAAAAUGCCAACAACCGGGCAGCGGAAUGCAUCGCUGAAAGAAUAGAAGUAUUCAAGUCGGCUUUUGGAGAAACAGAAGACCAAUUGAACGAAGAAAAUACUGAUGAAGCUUCAUCUGCAACGAUCCUUGUGAAGAAGCUAGUGGCUGUCUUAGAGUCGACAGAGAAGCUGCCUCUUUUGACUUACGAAUGCCCAGGAUCUGGUCUUCAGGUGCUCGCAAGGCGUUUAAGAUUCCAGUUAGAACGAGCGCCAGGAGAGAGUUCUCUAAUUGAUAGAACAGGAAGAACUUUAAAGAUGGAACCACUAACAACUGUGGGAGAUUUAGAACGAUAUCUUUUGAAAAUGGUUGCUAAGCAAUGGUAUGACCACGACAGAAGCACCUUUAACUUUGUACGUCUCCUCAAAGGAGGAAACAAGACCAGCUUCACUCACAUGCAGGAUUUUGACGAGAACGGUAUCCUUUACUGGCUUGGUACUAACGGAAAGUCCACUCCUGACUGGGUUAACCCUGGUUCAGUUGGGAUCGUGGCAGUCAGUACCUCAGAGGGGAGAGGACUGCCUUAUGGGAAGGUCGAGGACAUCCUGAGUAGGGAUGCUGCAGCGCUCAACUGUCACACCAACGAUGACAAAAAUGCCUGGUUUGCCAUUGAUCUAGGCGUUUGGUUUAGACCAACCUGUUAUACACUCAGGCAUGCGCGUGGGUAUGGAAGGUCUGCUCUUCGCAACUGGCUUUUCCAAGUGAGUAAGGAUGGAAAGACUUGGACAACACUCUAUACUCAUACAGAUGAUAACUCGCUGAAUGAACCCGGGUCAACAGCUUCCUGGCCGCUGGAGCCUCCGUCUGACCAAGAAGGAUGGAGACACGUUCGUUUGCAACAAGCUGGCAAAAAUGCCAGUGGUCAGACCCAUUAUCUGUCCUUAUCGGGAUUUGAAGUGUACGGAACAGUAAUGGCGGCCGUUGAAGAACCGCUGGCUCCAGAGUUGUCUUCUUCCAAGAGUGGUACAGCUGGUGAGAAACUCGCUAAGUCACUGAAGCCCAGCUGGUCUCUGAGUCCAGGCAAGGCUGCGAGAGAGGUGGAAGCCGCCUUACGCCGUCAGCGCCGCCUCAUUCGCUCCCAGAUGCUGAAGCAUUUGAAUGUGGGUAGCAAAGUGGUCCGAGGGGUGGACUGGAAGUGGAAAGACCAGGAUGGAAGUCCCCCCGGCGAGGGCCUGGUUACAGGGGAGCUGCAGAACGGUAACGGUUGGGUGGAAGUAGCUUGGACUAACGGUACCUCAAACUCUUAUCGCAUGGGAGCCGAUGGAAAGUUCGACUUACGCGUGGUAGAGACAGGUCCCUCAACUGAUUCUUCAGGAGAGCCCUCGUCUUCAGCCCGAAGCGAUAAAGGACAAUAUGAGGAGGGACCCUCGAUCGAGGAAGCCGAAGUCGAGUCGCUAGAGAAACGUCAGGAGGAAAGUUCCUCGACGUCCCAAAGUGACGAGGUGUCAAGCAUGGCCCUAGUUGAAGCUGUUCGUGUUGAGGAGAUCCCCGAUGAAGGAGUUUUUACUUCAGAAGAUGUUAUUGAAACUUUAGGGAACACACUGGUAGUGUUGGAAACAACAGACAGUACGGAGAUAGUGCCUAGUGCUGAUGAACCCAAAGAGACCGUUGGAGAGGUUCAAGAGAUUACUGAAGAGGAGGGUGUGGUUACUGAACCUUUGAACUCUGUUACGGAGACAGCUUCUAGUUCUAAGACAGCAUCUGUUAAUAUUUCUGUGGCGGAGACUGCGAGGAGAUUACUGAGCUCAGCUGUAUCUGAGGCUAACUCAGCAGCCAGCAGCCUCUCCCGGGCCUCUGACUUGGACAUGUACGUGGCUAUGAGAGGUUCAGGGCUGUUGACAGGACUUGAGGAUGAUUAUGACCUUCCUGAACCCGAUGAUGAUGAUGACGACGACGAUGACGAUGAUGACGAUGACGAGAAUGAUGAAGAGAAUGAAGAUGAUUAUGAAGUUGAAGAAGAGCCCGAGUCACGUGGUGGACGUCGCCGAACGUGGGAUGACGAGCACGUGCUCAAGAGACAGUUCUCGGCGCUAGUGCCUGCGUUUGAUCCGAGACCAGGUCGAACCAACAUUGCGCAAACUCAGGAUAUUGUGAUUCCUGCACCAGGUUCUCAAGAAAGUAGUUCAACAGAGAUGACACCUCCAACAGUAGAACCUCGCCUUUACUUGACUCUUAAGGGACCUGCUUCGUUAACGCUUCCUGAGGUGGAAAUUCGUUUAGAUGACCCUAAGGCCACCAUUUUCUCUUAUGUGCAAAAGGUCGCACUGGCUACUGGGAUAUCUAAAAAUGAGCGAAUGCGGAGAGUCUGGGAACCAACUUACACCGUCGUCUAUCGUGAAGUACACAGCCCUGACCAAGAAGAAAACCCAAGAGAAACCAAAGAAGAGACCGAAACUACGGUAGGAUUUAAUGUUGAUAUGCUGUCACAAGACCACCAGGUUCACUGGACGACAUCAUAUGUAGAGCGCUAUUUGGGCACUGAUGAGCUCCCUAAGUCUGAGGUAAUCUCGUUCCUUCAAAGAAAUGCUGACGCAGCAUUCCAAAGAAAAUGGAAGUUAACAGGCGUACCUAAGAGCAUAAGGAAGAACAGGAACUGUUCUCAACUCGUGGCAGCCUACAAGGAAUUUUGCAACAAUUUAGACUCGUCCCCACCUAGCUCUCCUCCAUUUGAGAAACCGGUAUUAAAACAAGAGGUAAAACAGGAAGUGAAACAAGACAAAACAUCCACGGAGCCUGCCCCUGUUGACGACAUCUCCGCAGUUGAAGAUAUUCUACAGCUUCUGAAAGUCUUAAAUAGUAUAUCUACAAGUUCUGCGCAUGACUUUGGAGAAGAUGGUAACGAGAAAUACGGGUUUAUCGUAGACAAUGAAGACUUCACAAGUAAAAAACUAACAACUAAACUUUUGCAACAAAUUCAGGACCCUUUAGUGUUAGCCAGUAAUGCCUUACCAACCUGGAGUGGAGUGUUGACAAGCACCUUUCCAUUCCUGUUUCCUUUUGAGACAAGACAGCUGUACUUUUCUUGUACGGCUUUCGGUAGCUCAAGAGCAAUAGUAUGGCUGCAAAACAAACGAGACGUAGCGUUGGAAAGAAGUCGUCCACUGAGUCACAGGCGAGAAGAACAACACGAAUUCCGAGUGGGUCGAUUAAAGCACGAGCGUGUGAAGGUUCCUCGAGGAGAUGAGUUGCUUGAUUGGGCAAUGGGUGUAUUGAAAUUCCAUGCAGAGCGAAAGUCUGUUUUGGAGGUGGAGUUUGAGGAUGAGGAGGGAACUGGGCUUGGACCUUCACUCGAGUUUUACGCGCUUGUGGCGGCCGAGCUUCAACGAAAGAGCCUGGGUAUGUGGAUUUGCGAGGAUGCCAUCGUCGACGAGACUGCUAGAGAGGUGGACAUCGGUCAUGGUAUUCGUCCCAGGGGCUAUUACGUGCAACGCGCCGGUGGCCUCUUUCCCGCGCCCCUUCCUCAGGAUGCCCCUGACACAGAAAGGGUGGCAAAGCUCUUUUACGUCCUAGGAAUUUUCUUGGCUAAAAGUUUGCAGGACAGUCGAUUAGUGGACAUUCCGCUGUCGCUAUCGUUUCUUAAACUAUUGGCUUGUAGUGCAUCACCGCCUAACGGCAAAACCACAUUGGCUUACAGUCGGAGCUCCUUACAAGUAAUCGAUGACGCGUCGUGCUCACUCGAGGAUCUAGUAGAGUGCUCGGACACGACUAACGAGCUCGAUCAACCUCAGCCAAGUGUAGAAGAGAACGAAAAUGCGAUCAAUAAAUUAGACUUGGAUUCCAUCAAGGAACGAGAGCUUAUUGAAGAGGAGGAAGAGCUGUCUAAGGAAGAGAACUCUGAAUUGAGAAAAACUAAAGAAAGCGUAGAAGAGAUGCCGUCCACACCUGUAAAGCCAAGUUGGUUUGAUAGUAUCUUGGAUGACAGCGAUAUGGAAGUGGUGGAUCCGCACAGAGCGACUUUCCUAAAACAACUACAAGAAUUGGUUGCCAGGAAAAAUGACAUUCUUAAAGACAAUUUGCUGACGGUUAACGAGAAGAGGGCAAAAAUAUCGGAGCUCAAGUUGAAAACAGCUCAUGGUGUUGAGUGCAGUGUUGACGAUCUGGGGCUAACCUUCCAAUUCUCACCGUCUUCUAAAGUGUACGGGUUUAGCGAAGUUGAUCUGGUACGGAAUGGUGGAGAUCAGAUGUUAACAACAGAAAAUGCUGAGGAAUACAUAAAGCUUGUCAAGGAAUUCUGUUUAUACACUGGCGUGCAACUUCAGUUGGACUCAUUUAGAGACGGGUUCAACUCCGUGUUUCCAAUCGAGAAACUUAGUCCAUUCACUCCAGACGAGCUACAGCUAAUGUUGAGUGGAGAACAGGUUCCACAGUGGACCAGGGAAGACAUAAUGAACUACACCGAGCCCAAGUUUGGAUACACACGGGAAGCGCCUGGCUUUCAGAGAUUUGUGAAUGUGCUGGUUAACAUGACUGGCGACGAGAGAAAAGCGUUCCUCCAGUUCACCACAGGUUGUUCGUCCCUGCCUCCAGGCGGUCUCGCCAAUCUUCAUCCUCGCCUCACUGUAGUGAGAAAGGAGAGUGAAGGAGAUGGCUCUUUCCCGUCUGUUAAUACGUGCGUACAUUACCUUAAACUUCCGGAAUACUCUUCGGAAGAGGCCAUGAGAGAGAAGCUCCUGGCAGCCACAAGAGAGAAGGGAUUCCACUUAAAUUAGGCUAGUUCGAGUCGACUCUUCCAAAAACAUGUCACUGUAAUGAUUCGCGUGACAUCAUUAGAGAAGCCUUGCUUGCGGUUUCCGUCCUUUUGCCAUGAAUUUAUUGUUUGUGUUUAUCUUUCAUUAGCUGUAGUAAUCUUAUGCGCCUUUCAAAAUAGUCGCGUGUAAUUGUGGAUCGCUUAUUCCUAUAUCGUGCCUUGUAAAUGUUUACCUUAACGGAAAUUGUUGAUUGGAAGGCGCUCUUUCUGUUUUUCUGUCAAAGCUGCUCAUUGUGAACCGUGGCAACAAAGUUCAACAAAAUUAAGGCUGUUUCAGUCAUUUUACGGUGACUGAUCACAUUCGGGAAGGGGCGGAAGGCAAAUAUUUCAGCUGUAUCAUGAUGCAGUGGGGAAGUUUACUCGUUUGUUUCAACUGUUUACCAAACUUACAACAAUGUUGAUCGUUAAAUCUCUAGGUAGACAUUUUCUUUAAAAAAUAUGUUGUUGCUCUAUAAAUAGGUAAAUGCGUAAUUUAAAUUAAAAGAAUUGUCAGGCGAUUUCA
Messenger RNA from Pocillopora damicornis (cauliflower coral), 8586 nucleotides. RefSeq names its product E3 ubiquitin-protein ligase HECTD1. Gene Ontology annotation, biological process: protein K63-linked ubiquitination; proteasome-mediated ubiquitin-dependent protein catabolic process; anatomical structure development. Gene Ontology annotation, molecular function: metal ion binding; protein binding; ubiquitin protein ligase activity. Gene Ontology annotation, cellular component: nuclear speck. Lineage: Eukaryota; Metazoa; Cnidaria; Anthozoa; Scleractinia; Pocilloporidae. The record is from RefSeq and is a predicted model, not a curated record.